This is a messenger RNA of Terrapene triunguis (Three-toed box turtle), 3200 nucleotides long. It is a transcript of the gene KLF6, whose product is annotated as Kruppel like factor 6. The transcript has 4 exons. Gene Ontology annotation, biological process: regulation of transcription by RNA polymerase II. Gene Ontology annotation, molecular function: DNA-binding transcription factor activity, RNA polymerase II-specific; RNA polymerase II cis-regulatory region sequence-specific DNA binding. NCBI's taxonomy places the organism in Eukaryota, Metazoa, Chordata, Testudines, Emydidae. Bases 350 to 1201 code for a protein of 283 amino acids. The record is from RefSeq and is a predicted model, not a curated record.
UUUUGCAGGGGGUUACAUUUGCAGUCAGCUCAGUGUUUGCAAAUAUUGUGCAGGCUCCUGAGCAAGUGUCCUCUGCGAGCCACAGGAGAGUAGAGCAGCGGCAGCGUUUGGAGACUUUGUUAAUUGCUGUGCAAUUACAUUUUGCAUGAAACUUUGCUUUUUUUUUCCUUCCCAAUCUCCAAAAGGAAUUAAUAUUUUUUUUGUAUUUUUUUCUUCUCUGGAGUAAAGGGGGGUUUGGAAACAGACUAUAUAUUGAGAUCCCCCCCCUCCCCUCACAUACCUCCUCUGCCCAUAGAGGAGGCAUCUGUAUUUUUGUAACCAGAAUUGACUUUGUUGUUGCAAUUUAGACAUGGAUGUUCUCCCAAUGUGCAGCAUCUUCCAGGAACUCCAGAUUGUGCACGACACUGGUUACUUCUCAGCUUUACCAUCUCUGGAGGAAUAUUGGCAACAGACCUGUUUAGAGCUGGAACGAUAUCUUCAAAGUGAACCCUGCUAUGUAUCUGCAUCUGAAAUUAAAUUUGAUAGCCAAGAAGAUCUCUGGACCAAAAUUAUUCUGGCACGUGAGAAAAAGGAGGAAUCUGAACUGAAGAGUACAUGUAUUCCAAAAGAGGACAGUCCUAGUAGCCAGAAUUUAGAGACCAACAGUUUGAAUUCUGAUGUAAGCAGCGAGUCUUCAGACAGCUCCGAGGAACUUUCACCUACUACUAAGUUUACCUCUGAUCCUAUAAGUGAUGUUUUAGCCAAUUCAGGAAACUUGAGUUCAUCUGUCACUUCUACUCCCCCGUCUUCUCCUGAAUUGAGCAAGGAAACUUCCUCUCAGCUAUGGAAUUGUAUGCCAGGUGAAUUGCAUUCACCAGGUAAAAUUCGUACCGGUACCAUUGGAAAGACUGCAGAAAAAGGUACCCCAGUCAAUGGCGACUCUUCACCGGAUGGCCGGAGACGUGUCCACAGGUGUCACUUCAAUGGUUGCAGGAAAGUUUACACCAAAAGUUCACAUCUGAAAGCACAUCAGCGCACUCAUACAGGAGAAAAGCCUUACAGAUGUUCAUGGGAAGGGUGUGAAUGGCGUUUUGCAAGAAGUGAUGAGUUAACCAGACACUUCAGAAAGCACACUGGUGCCAAGCCUUUUAAAUGUAGUCACUGUGACAGGUGUUUUUCCAGGUCUGACCACCUGGCCCUUCACAUGAAGCGACACCUCUGAAUGGGUCAAGAGGUGAAUCCUGUGGGCUAAGCGGCUUCAAGGUUGAACAGCCUUGAAAGGAGGGAUGCGUGUUCCAGCCAAAGCAUGCCAUUUUGCACCCUACCCAGUUGCCUCCAGGACCUCUCUUUCUUGAAGGUCUUUUGAGGGCUAAUAAGUCACGUAAGAAACGGCAUGGCAACCGUGGUGCGUGAUGUUUGGGGUUUCCUGGACUCAUACACUGGUACCUAACCUUCUGAGUGGCUCCUAAGCCUUUGCCGUGAGCAUGUGCACUGAGAAUGUUAAUGAUUGGGUGACUGUUUGUUACUGAGGAUCUAUUGAUGACUGUAUGCUGAGGCACAUUUUUUUCUUCUGGUUGUUUUAUAACUGUAAGAGAAAAAAGUAGUCUGAAUGUUUUGUAUGUGAGGAAUAUACUGCAAGAUGGGACGACCACCAAUCAUUUCCAAGGGGUGGGGGGAGGGCUGUCUGCACCUUCUAGAGGGAAAAAAUGGAGAGAAGGAAAAGACAAAAAAAAGUCAGGACGCCAGAGUGGAGAUGGGGGAGCCCCCCUUUCCUGUAUGAGAGGAGCUUUAGGUGUCUGAUGCAGCUAUUAAACGUGCAAUGUGUCAAGUAGCUUGUUUUACUUGCUACAGAGCUCAUUUGUAAUCCAUUGUAUAAGCUGUGUAUUUACAAAUAUAACACAACUAUAACUUUACAUUAUAAUACAAAGGUUAUUGCAUGGUUCUGGGGAACUAUAUGCUUUUCCAUUCUUUAAUCAGGACUGCAGUUUUGAUUCCAGUUAAGAGCAGCUAAAAUACAAUUGGUCUCAUGUUACAUAAUGUAUGGAACCUGAAUAAUUUUUUCGGUUGGGUGGAUAAAACCACUAUAGGUUAGAAACUGAUUUUUCUCAUGCAGCUAAUUUUUCUCUUAUUUAUGCCUUGAGGACUAAUUUCUGGUUUUCUAGCUGUUUAAUGCACUGUUGACCUUAAUAAUGGUGCCUUAUGCAAGUGACCUUCUCUUGCAGGGGGUCUUAUACAGGGGUAUGGGUGAUGCAUGCUUUAUUAAGGCUCCUUUUUCACCUGGCAUUGUACUGUAUCAAAUGUAUGAUGGGGGGUGGUGGUGGGGAAAAAGGCUACUUCCAGGGUCCUCCUUCACAAAGACAAAUAUAGAGAAAAGUCCUUCAUGUCAGUACAGUAUUUGUUUAACUUAGACAAUUUGACUGUGUUACAGUAUAAUGCAUACAGCAAUUGAAUACCUGACCAGUUCUGCCACCUUGAGACUUUUUUUAUAUAUUGACCUUGCACAACAAUUGUGUAUAUACACACCCAGCUGUACUUAAUAUGUAACAUUUCAAGCAUAUUAAAGAUACAGAAGUAUUAAAAGAUGUAUUUGCUUAAAUGGCACAAGUUUCACAUCUAUAUAUCUAGCUAUCUGUUGGUAAUACAGAAAGAAACUAUAAUACUUUUUUAAAGUGGGCAGAAAAAUUCUUGUGUAUGUAUAUUUGUGUGUACAGUCUGUGUAUGUGUGUAUAUAUAGAUAAUAUAUAAAUAUUUUUAAAGGAAAAAAUUGGAACGUGUAGCUAGAAAAUACAACAGCCUGUGAAGAUUUCCCCUUCCCCCCACCCCAAUAUGGCCAUAAAGGAGGCAAAGAAAUGAAAGAUACAGCUAUUUAAAAUCUAGCAUUUUUAGAGGCUUUACCUUUAGCAUAACAGUUUACUAAAGGCUUUUUUGGCAUUGAGUCCUUCUCAGACUGCUGACUGGGUUUUGUAGUUAUUGGCUUGUCUGGAAUAGCAUAUCUGUGGCCAUUAAAAUGGCAUGGACUGAAUAUUAGCACACUAAAGGAAUGCUAGCUGGGUUCAGAUGACAUACACUCAGAUUUAGGCCUUCAAGUUUAUUGGAGGAUCUGAAAGUGAGCUAGUUACAGUAGGGGUUGAAUUCUAAUUUUAAAUAGUUCAGCUAAAAUGAAGACAUAAGGCUAUUUUCUCCUAGAUUAGAAAUAGUUUGUCCAAAAGUAGUAAACUUUU